This is a messenger RNA of Aureobasidium uvarum, 1119 nucleotides long. NCBI's taxonomy places the organism in Eukaryota, Fungi, Ascomycota, Dothideomycetes, Dothideales, Saccotheciaceae. The record is from the annotation of a GenBank genome assembly.
AUGCCUUCUUUCAGCCCACCAGGCUCGAUACGUCGCCACUUCCUCAGGAUCAUCAGCUUUGGCCGAUACAGAAGUCAUAGCGCAGAAGACACAGAACCACUCAUCAAAACCUACGGAUCCAGCCGCAGACACAGUGCACCGGCCGACAUGGACGCUCAGUCAACUAAUCGACCCAUAUACACUGCACAUCAAAGCCCGCAAUCCUCUGGAAGCGCUCAAACGACUAUCAUCCAUGAAGUUCCACCAGGCACAGUGCCCUUCUCCAUCGAUGCCUUCCGAGACCAACGUCGCGGUUACUACGACCCUGAGUUUGACACGCCCAGCCAAGAGUCAGAGCAAGAAGUUACAGGCGCGACUGUACAUAUUGAAGAGCCAACCUGGGAUCCCACUCGCCUUUGCCGCAACAAGUCUAUCAUGCAUUGUAACAUUUGCAAUCGCAUCUGGGAGUACAAUCAGAUACAUUGUCCCGGCUGUGCUGCCAGGACUUUGCACCAUAUUCCUGGAUCGAGUGAGGACUCGUAUACCGACAGCAAGGACAACGAUCAUGAACACCGCUCUCUUCGUCCUCGUAGACAGAGGGGAAAUAAUGGGGAUGAGGUUGUGCCAAUGGACAGCAAUUGGGAUGAACAUGGUCUGGAGUCUGGGACCGCGGACGAAUCUUGGAGAACAACCGACGCAGCCAACACAUCUGCACAAGACUCCACCGAUCUACCUGCAGAAAGCCAUCCCACAGGCAAGGAUCCAAAGAAGAUUCGCUACUCGACCGCCCACUGCUGCUACGGUAAACCAGGAGUCACUUUGGUGUACCAUUGCUGCUGUGGUAACCCAAGCUCCCACAAAGACUCAGAUCCUACUCUAUGCACUCAACCAUGCACUCUUCGCGCAUGGCCUGUCACUGCGGCUGUCGUUUUCGGUGGCCCUGCUCCCGACAAACCUGUGUGCAGAUGUUCGAGAUGGACAAGUCGCCAUGUGUGUGGUCGCUUGUGGGGUGCUCAGUACGUGGAAAUCAUGGAGGAUGAGCUUGAGCCAUGUGGAUGUGAUGACGAAAGACGUGGUAGGCGUUCCAAGAAGAAGACUGUAUGGUGGAUGAGGUUUCUGAAGUGGUUUUGUUGCUGUUGA